AUGUCACAUAGCUUAUCUGAAGAUCGAGAGAGUCAUGAGCGGCUGCUGGACAAAGAAUAUCACCAGGAUGAUGAAGGCAAAGGUUGGAGAGAAGAUGGCCUGUCUCCGUUGAGAUACAAGAAGUCAAACUUCAAGGCAGCCAUCGGAAUUACCUCACUUGCCUUCAAUGUUUUCCUCGCCCUUCUUUGUAUCUGGUUGUGGCUUAGAUCCCGAUCACCAUUGCCUCCCUGGCCAAACACUCUAUACUCUCCGGCGCAAGAUGCAGUGGAAUAUGAGAUUGUUACCUUCAAUUCCGAUUUCCCUGAAGACCAUUCAGGAAAGACAGCUUACUAUGGUGCCUCUCCCAGUGCAGAAGCAGCAUGGAAAAAGCUCAUGGACCCAUACCUAGUCCAAAUCUCGUCAGCGGAAGCAGCCAGGAUAUCACGUCCAACAUCCCAAAUUUCCGAGAACCCAGACUACUACAUUACCAGUCUUGACGUAUACCACCAACUACACUGCCUCAAUGACAUUAGAAAGAUGGUGAGAGACUACAACACUACAGAUGGGAAUUUGGGAAGACUGCAGACAAUGCACAAGUUUCACUGCAUCGACUCCAUCCGCCAGAGUCUCAUGUGCAACGCUGAUUUAAGUCUGAUCCAUUGGUAUUGGGCUCCUCAGGUUGGGAAGAAUUUUCCCAAUGCGACGACUACUCAUAUAUGUAGGAAGUGGUCAAUAAUUGAGGAGUGGGCUUUGGGGCAUAAGCUUGAUCAGGACGAUUAUGAUCCUCGGACACAUUUUGAGUAG
Messenger RNA from Fusarium sp. VM40, 783 nucleotides. The record is from the annotation of a GenBank genome assembly. NCBI's taxonomy places the organism in Eukaryota, Fungi, Ascomycota, Sordariomycetes, Hypocreales, Nectriaceae.